AUGGACGUGGACAUAACGCUCUCCCAGGAACGGACAGCAGCUCUGAACCAACUCUAUCGCGCAAUUGUCACUUCUUCGGAGCCCCUGCCAGACACUGUUUUCGCCUUGAAUAUUCAGGAUCGGCCGAUGGCCCAAUCAUGGUCAUAUGCGCGUGCAGCAGAUCCGACGGCCACCAAGGCAGGGGACUUUCUCAUGCCACACUUUGCUUUUUGGGCAUGGUCGCUCAAGUAUAUUGGAUCCAUGGACCGGGCACUGACUGCGAUCACCGAGAUCGAAACAAAUCAGACCUUUCAGGCCAAGAUUCCACAAGCGGUCUGGCGCGGGACACCUUGGUUUAAUGAUGUGCAAAACCACGAUCUGCGCAAGCGACUAAUUCAGGUUACCACAGGCAAACCAUGGGCGGACGUACAAUCCUUGAAAUGGGAAACCAACGGCCAGGCGGCGAGUAACGGACUGGCCAUUGAGGACUUUUGUCGGUACAAGUACAUCAUCUACACAGAGGGGGUAACCUACUCUGGACGGCUGCUCUUCCAUCAGGCUUGCCGCUCCAUCAUUCUGACGCCGCCCAUGGCGUGGAUGCUCCAUACCACACAUCUCGUGCGACCGGUCUUUUCGAGCACAUUAUUGCAAACAGAACCCAGUUUGGGGCCUCCCCAUCAGUCGGAUCGCAUCAAGCGUGCCUGGCCAACUGAUCUCAAUGCCGACAAUGCCAAUCUGGUGAUGGUCUCGCCGGACUGGUCCGACCUCGAGGCUACCAUCGCAUGGUUGGAGAAUCAUCCAACAAUGGCCGAGGGCAUUGCAGAUAGACAGCGUGAGCUGUUCUACGAGGAAGGAUAUCUGAGCCCUGCCGCCGAGACAUGCUACUGGAGAGCAUUGAUCAGGGGCUGGAGCAAAGUGGUUGAGCCAGAGGGCAGUGAGUGGAGUGAACAGGGCGUCAGGUGGGAGCUUUUUAGUCUUGGGGAAUUCUAA
Messenger RNA from Aspergillus lentulus, 969 nucleotides. The record is from RefSeq and is a predicted model, not a curated record. Lineage: Eukaryota; Fungi; Ascomycota; Eurotiomycetes; Eurotiales; Aspergillaceae.